AUGCAGCUGUACAACAGUGUGCUCACACACUACCCGAGGUCGUCUCGCAAAGUUACUAUAACUUUGUCGGCCGCCUCCGAGCGCUUGAACGGGACAGCCCAAAGUUCCUCUGAGGCCGAGAAACCGGGAUCCACUCCACUUGACUCAACUCCAGCGACCAACGGUGGUGAUCCGGCGAAAGAGACUGCGUCUUCCGCAAACAUGCCUGCCUUUUCGUGUUACGAAGCCUCACCCCUGAGACCAGUUUACUUCACAUCGACUGCUGAGAUAUUGAUCCGCAGACCCGAUGGAGUGGAGAGGUCUGUUCCCGUCCACAUCGUUCGGGAAUCCAAAGCCAAACCCCCCUCUCCUCAUCCACACAACGAUGUAGAUACUCUCCGCAGUGACUGUGAUUCGGAUGUGAUGGUGGACUUGUUAGACCAUCUGAGGAAUGGGACAGAUGAGCUUUUCCCUGAUUGCCAAGAAUUAGUUGAGAACCACGGCCGUGUGAAGAAAAACAUCAUUGGACCAGCAGCAGAAGAAAACCAUAGACUAACAAUGAGAAAUUCAUGUGAGGAUGAAGCAGCUCCACAGACCAAUUCCCCCCGCAGAAGUAAUGGGUGGGCCUCACUACAUGAAGAGGAAUUAGUUCCCCCCAGAUCAACUCAGCCAACCGACUUCAAAAAGGAAGAUUCUAGUGAUGUGACCAGUGUCAGAGCUCUCCCAGCAUCAAAUGACAGGCGAGCCUUUGAGCUCAGCGUCCUGCAGGAGUCUCCCCCUCAAGGAUUCCAAGAGAAGAGGGACCUCAGCAACAAAGUCACCCGGUACCUGGCUGAGGUAGAGAAGCAGAACAAGUACCUCCAGGAGAGACAGAGGUACAGGUACCACAUCAUUCCCGACGGAAACUGUCUGUACAGAGCUGUGUGCAAAGCCACGUACGGGGACCAGUCCAAACACGGGGAGCUGCGGGAGCAGACCGUGCACCACAUCGCCGACCACCUGGACGAGUUCAACCCCAUCAUCGAGGGAGACGUGGGGGAGUUCCUGAUCAACGCGGCGCAGGACGGCGCCUGGGCUGGCUAUCCCGAGCUCCUCGCCAUGAGCCAGAUGCUGAACGUCAACAUUCACCUCACCACCGGCGGCAGCUCCGAGAGUCCCACCGUCUCCACCAUGGUGCACUAUCUGGGGGAGGAGGAUUCUUCCAAGCCGGCUAUCUGGCUGAGUUGGCUCAGCAACGGGCACUAUGAUGUCAUCCUGGACAGGUGUUUCCCCAAUCCGGAGCAUGAGGACUGGUGCCGUCACUCACAGAUGCAGCGGAAGCGAGACGAGGAGCUGGCAAAGUCCAUGGCUGCCUCGUUGUCCAAGAUGUACAUAGAACAAAAUGGUUCCAUGUAA
Messenger RNA from Menidia menidia (Atlantic silverside), 1374 nucleotides. Lineage: Eukaryota; Metazoa; Chordata; Actinopteri; Atheriniformes; Atherinopsidae. The record is from the annotation of a GenBank genome assembly.